AUGUCCGGAGCCAGAGCCGUCGUCAAGACGUUAGAUCACCUCGUGCUCACCUGCGCGAGCGUCCCAAAGACGGUCCAGUGGUACACCAAGUACCUCGGAAUGAAGGCAGAAACAUUUACGUCGCCGUUAGAUCCAUCCGUCCAGAGGCACGCGCUCAAGUUUGGCACGCACAAAAUCAAUCUGCAUCAGCAGGGCAAGGAGUUCGAGCCAAAGGCCAAGACCGCGCUACCAGGCACGGCUGACCUCUGUUUCUUGGUGGAGGAUGGCACCGGUCUUGAAGAGCUGAUUAAGGGAUUCCAAGGAGACGGCGUUCAGGUUCUCGAGGGCGAGAAAGUGGUUGCGCGAACGGGCGCACAGGGCCCCAUUCAAAGCGUUUAUGUGAGGGAUCCUGAUGGAAACUUGAUUGAGUAA
Molecule: messenger RNA, 411 nt
Organism: Colletotrichum fioriniae
Lineage: Eukaryota; Fungi; Ascomycota; Sordariomycetes; Glomerellales; Glomerellaceae
Source: RefSeq, a predicted model, not a curated record